Messenger RNA from Clonostachys rhizophaga, 390 nucleotides. Lineage: Eukaryota; Fungi; Ascomycota; Sordariomycetes; Hypocreales; Bionectriaceae. The record is from the annotation of a GenBank genome assembly.
AUGCCAGCCGCCGGCCUCAAGACCAUCAUUGCCCUGUCCUUCGUCCUGGCAGUGGGCUUCCUCCUCGUCAUCCUCUCCUGCGCCUUGUUCAAGGUCUACUACCCACUCCUCGUGGUCGGAACAUACGUGAUCGCCCCAAUCCCCAACUGGAUCUGCAGCCGAUGCGCGAACCCCGAUGACUUCGUCGAGAGCUCCGGCGCCGCCGUCCUCGACCUCGGUCGCUUCUUCACAGGCUUCUUCGUCGUGAUGGGAAUGGCCCUGCCCAUAGUGCUGGCGCACGCCGACCUCAUCCGAGUCGAGGCCAUGAUCAUGUCUAUCGUCGGUGGUCUAUUGAUUUACGGAACCAUCAUCAGCUUCAGCAUGUUCUUCCACGAGGAGCAGGAAUUCUAA